AUGUCGGCAGCGUACGCGGUGGGCCUCCCGCUACCACUCCUCAUGAGGCUCUCGAACCACACGAGCCAAGAGGUGGUGUUGCGGCAUUACGUCGAUACGCAAUGCCGCCGCACACCUUCCGCUCGCUUGUUCUUCGAGCGCUUUCUGACCUCCGGUGCUUCUCCGACCCAGGCUGCCCCAUGA
Chondrus crispus (carragheen) is the source of this 183-nucleotide messenger RNA. RefSeq lists its product as hypothetical. Lineage: Eukaryota; Rhodophyta; Florideophyceae; Gigartinales; Gigartinaceae. The record is from RefSeq and is a predicted model, not a curated record. The transcript has a single exon. Bases 1 to 183 code for a protein of 60 amino acids.